AUGGCGGAUCAAUGGGGUGAUUUUCUACCAAACAAUCUGCUUUUCAAUUUGAAUGCAAAUGCGCAAGACGCUCAAGAUGAUCAAGGUCUACCUGCAUUCGUCGCAGAUCAACCAGCCUUGAUUAUGCAGGCAUCAGACAACUCGAUUCAACAGCAUGCGGCUCAAAACAAUUUAGCAAAUUUCAAUGGUCAGGAGCAGAAUGUUGAAGCUCCAGAAAUCGGCGCCAAUUUUGACAAUAUGGAAGAAGAUGAUUUUCCGGAAUUUGAUGAGAUGCUUGCAAAUAUGGGUUUCAUGGGCGAUGGCCAAUGUGGCGACGUUUUGAACAACAUCAAUGGCUCAUGCGUUGGGCACGCCAAUCCCGAUCUUCCGUGCUACUGCUGGACUCGUUUAGUUGGGAAUCAGGAUAUCGUUCCAAUGGCUGUCAGCCAAAACCUCGGAAACAUGGUAGCAGUGGAAGCAAUAAACGGAGAGCAAUUCAACAACCGAGUGAAAAUGUGUGACAGCUCAAAUGGAUCGUUGACUCCCAACAAUUUAGCGCCGAUUUUUAAUAAUUUGACACUCAAUGACACCGACAAGUAUUCAUUCUCCACUUCUGGAUUGGAGAAUAUGUCAAAUAUGAUGGAACCAAAUGAAUGGGCCGAUUAUGAGAACGGCAUCAAAAUUGGAAAUGGGAUGCCGAAUCAGCCAACAGUGCGCCAAAACUCAUCAAACAUUGCGAAUGGCAAUCGGAAUGCUAGUUCGAAUCCGAAUGGCCGCGUUGAGUUUUUUAUUGUACGCGAAGGAUCUCAAGCUCUUGAAGAUCUUUCUUGGUGGCCAAGAAGAAGAAAUUCCAAUGAUGUAAGCGAUGCACCAAACUAUUUUAAUCAUAUUUUUGAGAAUCCGAAUAGAGAUGGCCUCGAUGAGGGUCAUGACGAUUACGCGAUUCCAGUAAGAGAAUCCGAACGUCUCGAAGAAAUUCUUCAAACUCUGCUAGAAAGCACGAAUAGAACGGAAAUUAGGGUGAAACUCGAAGAUCAAUUUUUGGAGCCUGGAGAGAUAUCUGAAAAUGAGCGAGGUCAUGAAGCCGGGCAAAAUGUUCAUGAGAACACUCAAUGCUCGAUCUGCUUGGGGGAUGUUAUGACGGAGCCUCAGCGCUGUGGAAUGUGCCGCAUGAUAGUUGGCUGCAAGCCGUAUGAAAUUGAUGGAACCAACUAG
Caenorhabditis bovis is the source of this 1194-nucleotide messenger RNA. Lineage: Eukaryota; Metazoa; Nematoda; Chromadorea; Rhabditida; Rhabditidae. The record is from the annotation of a GenBank genome assembly.